Messenger RNA from Fibroporia radiculosa, 519 nucleotides. RefSeq lists its product as uncharacterized. Gene Ontology annotation, biological process: mitochondrial translation. Gene Ontology annotation, molecular function: structural constituent of ribosome. The record is from RefSeq and is a predicted model, not a curated record. The transcript is spliced from 2 exons. NCBI's taxonomy places the organism in Eukaryota, Fungi, Basidiomycota, Agaricomycetes, Polyporales, Fibroporiaceae. The coding region runs from base 1 to 519 and encodes 172 amino acids.
AUGUCUUCCUCACUGCUCGGACUGCGCAAGUCAAUCCUUCCACUCCGUGUCGCAUACUCAUCCGUUCGAUAUGCUGGACGCAAGGAGUCAAUGGGCGAUCCGAAACACGAAAUCAUUCGACGCGCUUUAUAUCCCUCUAACAUCAGAAACGGGCCUUCACCUACUGGCACUUGGAGGCCAGACGUGGGCCGCCGUCUACAGCGUGCAAUUCCAUCCGCACAAGCGCAUGAAACUAUAGAACGUGCGUGGUUGCUUCACCAGCGACACAGGGCUAUGGAGGUGUUGCGCGAGCUCGACCCAAAAUUGUAUUUGGAAGCUAAUAAGGAGGAGGACCCGCGGGUGCGAACGAAUGAGGAGGUGGCGCUGUCGAAGUCAUUAAGGGGGCCGGAGAGGAAGGCUCUCGAGGCAAGGGUGCGGGGCCUCUUUCCUAGAGAGCUGCGUAUACCCUCAGAUACUCCUUCUCGAAGCGGGUGGAAUUAUGACUGGACACCCAUAAUACCGCGCACACCGCGUGUGUAA